This is a messenger RNA of Pristis pectinata (smalltooth sawfish), 2023 nucleotides long. RefSeq names its product deoxyhypusine synthase (gene dhps). Gene Ontology annotation, molecular function: deoxyhypusine synthase activity. The record is from RefSeq and is a predicted model, not a curated record. Gene Ontology annotation, biological process: peptidyl-hypusine biosynthetic process. Lineage: Eukaryota; Metazoa; Chordata; Chondrichthyes; Rhinopristiformes; Pristidae. Gene Ontology annotation, cellular component: cytoplasm. The transcript is spliced from 10 exons.
UGAGCAGCCAGUGCCCCGCCCAUCGUCGUCCAGCGGCGGGCCGGGCGGGGAGGUGGGGAGCGGGACCGGUGGCGGUCGCGGCUGCGUGUCGGGCGGCUUCACUUCAGGAGGUCGCGGCGUGAGAGCAGGCUCUACCCAAGAGAAAGUUUAAUUUAUUGACCAACUGAUGGAAACAGAGGGAAUGGCAGAGUCGGCUCCAUCAGUGGCCCUGAACGCAGUUCACAAACAGAGCACUGCGAUGCUUGAGGGAUCUCUGCAGGUCAAGGGCUAUGACUUCAACAGAGGUGUUGACCACCAUGCACUACUGCAGUCCUACCUGACGACAGGUUACCAGGCAACCAGUUUUGGGCAGGCUGUACAACAGAUCAAUGCAAUGAUUGAGAAGAAGUUGGAGCCCUUGGAUGAAUCUGAGAAGGAUGCAAUCAAUCUGAACCCAUGUCAGCGGGAGCUGUCGGGCUGCACAAUUUUCCUGGGAUAUACCUCAAACCUCAUCAGUUCUGGGAUCCGAGAAACCAUUCGCUACCUUGUGCAGCACAACAUGGUUGACUGUGUGGUGACCACUGCGGGCGGUAUUGAGGAGGAUCUCAUCAAGUGUCUUGCACCAACCUUCCUUGGGGAUUUCAGCCUGAAGGGUAAAGAGCUGCGUCUCAGUGGGAUUAACAGAAUUGGAAAUCUUCUGGUUCCCAAUGACAACUAUUGCAAAUUCGAGGACUGGUUGAUGCCAAUUCUGGAUCAGAUGCUCCUGGAGCAGAAGGAGCAGGGAGUGAAUUGGACUCCAUCAAAGGUGAUUGCUCGACUAGGGAAAGAGAUCGAUAACCCAGAAUCUGUCUACUACUGGCUUACAAGGUAAAGGAAUGACAUUCCUGUCUUCAGUCCUGCCCUGACAGAUGGCUCUAUCGGUGACAUGAUCUACUUCCACUCCUAUAAGAACCCUGGACUGGUGCUUGAUAUCGUUGAAGACAUCCGCAAAAUAAACAACCAGGCGGUGUACGCCAGACGGACAGGGAUGAUCAUUCUGGGAGGGGGUGUGGUGAAGCAUCAUAUUGCCAAUGCCAACCUCAUGAGGAACGGAGCAGACUACUCGGUGUAUGUGAACACAGGCCAGGAGUUUGAUGGCUCGGAUUCUGGAGCCAAGCCGGAUGAAGCUAUCUCCUGGGGUAAAAUUCGCAUGGAGGCCAAGCCUGUGAAGAUCUAUGCUGACGCCACUCUUGUUUUUCCUCUGCUGGUUGCUGAAACAUUUGCUUCCAAGUCGAGUGCAUUUUUGUCUCGUUCAAAGAUGAUUUAAUCCACUGCCUGCAUAAGGCAGGCAAGUCCUGGGACCUGGUGCUGCUGGUGGCACCGUCUCUUGUAUUCAGGUGCCAUCAGGAUCUUGUCCGCCAUGUACUCUCUCAACUAGUGGGAAGUGGGUGCUGCUACAUUAGGACCAUGCUGUGAUUCCUAAUCUCAGAGGUCCACACCAUGGAAGAGAGCAGUGUGGAUACACCAUGAGGGAACUAUCUUUGAUUCAAAUUCAGCACUUGAUCAAACCACUUGAAGAAAUUAAUGCUUGUUUGGGUUUUAGAUAGAAUUAGCUGAUUUGUGUUCCUGCUUUUACAUGCCACCAGAGAAGAUGAAUAGCAGGCAGUUGGGUGUGUAGAUGCACAGAUACAUAAAUUAAGUGAGGAAUGAGGAGCAGGGAGUAACUAGGAACACAAGGAUUAAGAACAUAUUUUACUGAAAUCUUUUGAGGGCAUUUAAAAGGUUAACCACUUGGGCCAUUUUCAGCAUGAAUCCUGAGCUUGGAAUGUCUGGAUUGCAUCACACUUUGACCCAGUGACUGGUUCCUCCUCACUGAGUGUUGGUAGAUCCCAAACCCAACAUCUUAAGCCCAUGUUUACUGCAGGGGUGGGGAGUGGAGGCAGGAGACUGCUCCUGGAUGCUGACUGGAGAAACUUCUGCACAACUGUUGUCUUUUUUCCAAAUUCUUAAUUUUGAGGUUUUGACUGCUGCAUGAAUAUAAAUAAAAUCAUGGGUGAAAACGUGA